AUCAAUCUGAUUCUUUGACAGGCUAGGCUUGGACAUUCAAGCCCGUUAUAGACUCGGCCCAGUUAGACAACUUCACCCUACAGAGAGAGACGGACGCAGUGCUCUCCUGCUCACAACAGCCGCCGCCGCCGCCGCCGCAAACACCCAGCUCUCCACGCCGGAGAGCGGCCAGCCCCGAUGGACUCGCCGCAGAUCCCCGACGAUCUUUUCCCGGAGAUCUUCCUCCGCGUCCCCGACCCAGCCGACCUCGUCCGAAUCUCGGCCGCCUGCGUCUCCUUCCGCUGCCUCGUCGCCAGCCGCUCCUUCCUCCGCCGCUACCGCAAGCGCCACGCCCCGCCCCUCGUCGGCUUCUUCGAUUUUCAGCGAGUCUUCCACCCCGCCGAACCUCCUUACCCCUCCGCUUCGGCCGCCAAAGCCGUCGCCCUCGCCGCCGACUUCUCUUUCCCCUUCCUCCCCGCCCCAGCCAGCGACUGGCACAUUUUUGAGAUCCGUGACGGUCGUGUCCUCCUCGGCCGGGACCCCGAUGACUUCGAGGAGCUGGUGGUGUGCGAUCCCUUGCACCGGCGCCACCUCCUGCUUCCCCGAAUCCCUGGACUCGACGAGUGGCUUCCUUCGGCCACGACCGGCGGGAUAGGAUGGCAGAUCUUCCUCCUGGGCGGCGGCGACGACGACGACGAGGCUGCGGAAGAGACGUCUUUCAGAGUGAUAUGGAGGGCAGAGCGCGAAGAUGAUGAUAAUCAGGUCGCCUUCGUCUUCUCUUCCAGCACCGGACAAUGGCGAGCUGCUCCGCCGGGGUCAGGGUUGGCUUCCUUCUCCUGGCGCCAAUAUGUGCAUGGCUGCUUGUACGGGAUGACAGAUUGCAGGGAGAAGCUGCGUGUGCUCGACACCCGGACGAUGGAGGUCUCACUCCUCGACCUCCCGCUGGAAGCCAAAGGUUAUGCUUAUGUGUAUGUAGACGUUGUGGAGGCAGGGGAGGGCAUCACUGGGUUGUUUGUGCGGCCAAGGGGGACACCUGACAUCAGAUACUUCACUAGGCGAAACAAUGGUGGGAGUUCCAGCCAGUGGCAGUUGGAGAAGAUAAUCUCACUGGAUCCUUCUCAGUGGCAGUCGGCGGGUUCACCAAGGCCAAACUGGUUCCUGCGUCACUCCGGAAGCCCAUCGCUUGAUGCUGGCCUUUUCUCACUGGAUGUCAAGACAUUCCAGCUUGAGAGGGUGCUUGGAUCAGAGCUUAGCAUGCUUUGCCUGUGGCCAUAUACCAACUUUCCACCAUUUCUGUCGACACCAGCAGUAUCAAGUGGUACUCAGGAAGGUGAUGAGAAGGAGAUGCUGGAACAAGGUGCGGAGAUGCUGCAAGCUGAAGAGCCCAUGGGUAGCCCUCACGACGAGAGCACUGCUGAUGACGUGGAUGCUCAAGGUCAGGCCGGUGUAUCAAGGACUGGAGAUGUGGCUGAUUGAGAUACUCAGGAAGGUGAUGAGAAGGAGAUGCCGGAACAAGGUGCUGAGAUGCUGCAAGAUGACAAGCCCACAGGUAACCCUCACGACGAGAGCACUGGCUGAUGACUCGAAUGCUGGAGGUCAGGCCGGUGUAUCGAGGACUCAAGAUUGCGCUGAUUGAGGUUGUUGCUGCGACUGGACAGUUGACCACAGGUUGAUCAUCAAUACGGUACUGGUAACUUGUGGCUCUGUCUGUCUGUAAUAUGGUUAUCUAACAUCAACAUGGAGUUUAUCUUGUGUGCCUUGAUCUGGUAAUGAUCGGUCCGUCCGUCAGAUGAGGUAGCAAGAGUAUUAGCUUCAUUUGUUUUUUACUAGUUUAAUUAUGACUAUGUGGUAAGUCAGAGUGAUUGUGAUCUUGCUGUAUGCC
Messenger RNA from Triticum aestivum (bread wheat), 1861 nucleotides. RefSeq lists its product as uncharacterized. NCBI's taxonomy places the organism in Eukaryota, Viridiplantae, Streptophyta, Magnoliopsida, Poales, Poaceae. The transcript has 3 exons. The record is from RefSeq and is a predicted model, not a curated record. Gene Ontology annotation, molecular function: protein binding. Bases 178 to 1455 code for a protein of 425 amino acids.